AUGAACAGAAAGAACUGUGACCUGGCCCAGCAGAGUAUAGUUCAUAUUGUUCAGAGUCCACGAGAAAGUAUUCAGAAAAGGGCUGGUGUUGAAAGUGCCAAUGCCACUGGUAUUUUAGGAGAUGUGGAAAAAGAGCCUGAAAGUCUAACACGUAUAGACCUCAGUACCAGUGUCCUCCCAUCUUAUUCUGCAGGACUGGCUAUUAUUCUGGAUACUACAGACAACACCAUUUCCCUUCCAGUUGUCAAAUCAGGUGCAGCUAUUUACAAUAGUUUUUAUGUUUUCUGCAAAAGUUUCUGUCAAGCUGUGAAGCCUGGGAAACUGCGGGUCCGUUGCAGUACAUGUAAAGAAGGGACACUAACUCUAACAAGGCUUUCAAGUCCAUUUGCAUCCUUUUGCUGCUCCAUCUGGGCUUACAUAAGAGUACAUGGUCCAUCUUGCUGGGAGGAUGUGCUGAUUCCCAACAGAAUAACUGGCACUUGCCAAUCCCAAAACUGCAGUGGAGAUGUAGCGGAGUUUUAUUUUAAAUGUGGAGCACACCCAACUUCUGACAGUGAAACAUCUGUGGCUCUGAACCUCAUUACAACAAACAGCCGGCAUAUCACAUGUAUAACAUGCACAGAUAUUAGAAGCCCUGUGCUGGUGUUCCAGUGCUUGCACCGCCAUGUCAUUUGCCUAGACUGCUUCCAUUUAUACUGUGUGACUAUGCUGAAUGAUCGCAAGUUCAUCCAUGACCCUGUGCUUGGCUACUCUCUCCCAUGUGUUGCUGGAUGUCCAGAUUCCUUGAUUAAAGAGCUUCAUCACUUCCGAAUUCUAGGAGAAGAACAGUACAACCGCUACCAGCGCUAUGGUGCAGAAGAAUGUGUGCUGCAGAUGGGUGGAGUGCUGUGUUCAGCUCCAGGUUGUGGAGCUGGCCUUCUUCCUGAACCAGAAAUGAGGAAAAUAGUAUGUGAGCCAAGCAAUGGACUGGGCUGUGGGUUUGUGUUCUGCCGUGAAUGUAGAGAAGAAUAUCAUGAUGGGGAUUGCAGCACCCUCCAUAGUACUCCGGAAGCCAUAGCCCAGAAGGGAUAUAUGGUUGAUGAGUAUGCAGCCAUGAAAGCAAGAUGGGAAGAGGCAUCCAGAGAAACAAUCAAGAAAACAACCAAACCGUGUCCUAGUUGCCAUGUACCAGUAGAAAAAAAUGGUGGAUGCAUGCACAUGAAAUGUCCUCAAGCUCAAUGCAGAUUUGAGUGGUGCUGGAACUGUGGUUUAGAGUGGAACAGGACCUGCAUGGGAGACCACUGGUUUGACUAAUAGUUCAGUAGUGCUAAGGACAACCAACCACUUGAUUGUUUUCUGGGUCAAAUCCUGAACUCUCUGCUUCGGCUAAACUCCCAUUGGCUUCUGGAACAAGGAGUUCAGAAUCAGGCCUUUGUUUUAUUUUCUUGUAUAUCAGUGCACACUAAAAAUUGAGUUCAAGUAACCAUAAGAGUUUUAAACCCACAAAUAAGGCAGGAGAAAUUCAGAUGUCCAGACUCACUCGUACUAGCACAGGAGGGCUAAAUUAUAGCUCCCUGCUUGAUGGCACUCUCCUGGUAUAAAAGGCAGGCAAUGUCACCACCAGCAACUCUCCCUGGAGUUCUGUUCCUUCAGUUACAAUCAGGGCUCCACAAAUCUCAUCUGCAAAAGCAGCAAUGAGCAUGUGCACUGAAUCAAAGCUAUCCUGAUCCCUGCCCUUUCUCAGCACAAUCCAGUUUUGGGGAAAUUCUGGUGGAAGGGAAGCUGUGGUAAUUUUCUGUCUUUACAGUCUUCUACUCUUGCAGAUUAUCAGAUGGGGCCUUGGCUCUGACCCAGAGUCAUAGUAGAAACUGCAGACUUAGACAUUCUAUCUGUGCAUGUAUAUUUGAAACAUAAGUUACAAAACACCAAUCAAUAUAUCCCUUACCAUUCAUAUUGUAUGCAGCUCUUACAGGUUUAGUAAAAGAUGCUGUUUCAGCCUGAAUGCUGAAUAUUUUUGCUGUGGUGCCUGCAAGUCAGAGUAACAGAGUUAUGUGAGCUAGAGUUCUAAGAUUUUGUUUUGCUUACAGCAAUAGUUUUGACAUGAUGGGGGGGGGGGCAGCUUCUUGGGGUUUAUUAAUAGCACAAUGGUGGUUCUACGGAGAUUUAUUAUGAUUUGUAUGUAAUUCUGAAAAUGUGUUCACUGCAUCAACAAUUAAGGUACCUGAAUUCAUUUUGGUGAGUGCAUGGAGGGCACCAGGUAUUUGCCACACCUCAACAUCUGAAAAUCCUUUCUAUCUAACCUGCUUUAAACGAUUUUGUUUUUGUUUUUUAAGCACCAAGAGGCCAAUCAUAGACAAUGUAAGGAUUUGCACAACUCACUUAAAUUACAGAAGAAGAAUAAAGCUGUUGAAAUGAGUGGACUUCUGUGCUCCUUUUUCUCCUUUUUGCAUUUGAAUAUAAUAUAAAUGAGUAAAAGAUUUAGGACCUGAUCUUUAGCUGAUGUAAAUCAAUUUAUACUAGUUGAGAAUUUAGUCCAUUGAUUCAGAACUUGUUUAUUAGAAGAAAAUAAAUUCCAGGGCUAAGAACUGUAGAUCUACAUAACACUUAGGCUAUGUCUACACAGCAAUGUUAUUUUGGAAUAACUGAGAUUAUUCCAAAAUAACAUAGUCCACGUCUACACUAUGAGUAGUUAUUUUGACAUGAUGUCAAAAUAACGGCGAACUGGAGGACUUCUUACUCUG
Molecule: messenger RNA, 2720 nt
Organism: Pelodiscus sinensis (Chinese soft-shelled turtle)
Lineage: Eukaryota; Metazoa; Chordata; Testudines; Trionychidae
Source: RefSeq, a predicted model, not a curated record